GCGGACGUUUCACGACGGGGGGAGGUGCUGCGCGUCCAAGAUGGCGGCGCCCUGUAGGCUGGAGGGACUGUGAGCGACCAUGAGGGACACCAGGUUGGCAGCCCUGGAAGCUGAAGCACCGAUUGUCCACAGAGCAGUCUACUCGUGGCCCCAGUGAAGAGCCUGCGGAGCCUUUAAUGCAGUCCUGGAGCCGGCGCAGCGUGUGCGAGCGAGAGCAUGGCUCAACCAGCGAAUGUCGGGGAACUCCUCUCCAUGCUGGACUCCCCCUUGCUGGCUGUGCGAGACGACGUGACAGCUGUCUUUAAAGAGAACCUCAAUUCUGAUCGUGGCCCUAUGCUUGUAAACGCCUUGGUGGAUUAUUACCUGGAAACCAGUUCUCAGCCGGUUUUGCACAUCCUGACUACCUUGCAGGAGCCGCACGACAAGCACCUCUUGGACAAGAUUAAUGAAUACGUGGGCAAAGCCGCCACCCGCCUCUCCAUCCUCUCGUUACUGGGGCACGUCAUCAGACUGCAGCCGUCCUGGAAGCAUAAGCUCUCUCAAGCCCCUCUGCUGCCUUCGUUACUAAAAUGUCUCAAGAUGGAUACCGACGUCGUCGUCCUCACAACAGGCGUCCUGGUGUUGAUAACCAUGCUGCCGAUGAUCCCACAGUCGGGGAAACAGCACCUUCUUGACUUCUUUGAUAUUUUUGGCCGUCUUUCAUCAUGGUGCCUGAAGAAACCAGGCCACGUGACAGAAAUCUACCUGGUCCACCUCCACGCCAGCGUUUAUGCUCUCUUUCAUCGUCUCUACGGAAUGUACCCUUGCAACUUCGUCUCCUUUCUGCGUUCUCACUACAGUAUGAAGGAAAACUUGGAGACUUUUGAAGAGGUGGUCAAGCCGAUGAUGGAGCACGUGCGAAUUCAUCCGGAGUUAGUGACUGGAUCCAAGGACCAUGAACUGGACCCUCGAAGGUGGAGGAGAUUAGAGACUCAUGAUGUCGUAAUAGAGUGCGCCAAAAUCUCCCUGGACCCUUCGGAAGCCCCCUAUGAAGACGGCUGUUCUGUGGCUCACCAGCUGUCUGCCCGGUUCCCUCACCGGUCCGCUGAUGUCACCCCCAGCCCCUACGUGGACACACAGAAUAGCUAUGGGAGUGCCACUUCUACCCCGUAUUCCUCUUCUCGGCUGACGUUAAAUACGCCAGGGCAGCUACCUCAGACUCUGAGUUCCCCGUCGACACGGCUGUUAACUGAGCCGCCGCAAGCCACUCUUUGGAGCCCAUCCAUGGUUUGUGGUAUGACCACUCCUCCGACGUCGCCUGGAAAUGUCCCAGCUGACUUAUCACACCCUUACAGUAAAGUAUUUGGUACAGCUGGUGGAAAAGGAACUCCUUUGGGAACCCCAGCAACCUCGCCACCUCCAGCCCCCCUCUACCACUCGGAUGACAUUUCACUCCCCCCGGCCACAGCCACAGCCCCCAGGAAGGAAGAGGGGACAGACCCCGCGAGGCCGUGUCUGCACAGACAGCACCACCUUCCGAAUGACAGAGCACCAGAAGAGCUACCUAGCAACAAAGGUUCUGUCACUCUGAGUGACCUCCCAGGGUUUUUAGGUGAUCUGGCUUCUGAAGAAGAUAGUAUUGAAAAGGACAGAGAAGAAGCUGCCAUAUGUAAGGAGCUUUCUGAGAUCACCACCGCAGAGGCCGAGCCUGUGGCUCCUCGAGGCGGCUUUGACUCUCCCUUCUACCGAGACAGCCUCCUGGGCGCUCAGCGCAAGACGCACGCGGCAGCCUCUGGUGCGCAGGGUGCCAGCACGAACCCUGAGCCUUUACACUCCUCCCUGGACAAGCUUGGGCCGGACACACCAAAGCAAGCCUUUACUCCCAUAGACCUACCCUGUGGCGGUGCCCGCGAAAGCCCCGCCGGGGACAGGGACCGCCAGACUUCUUUGGAGACCAAUAUCCUCACUCCCAGCCCUUGUAAAAUUCCACCUCAGAGGGGAGUGGGCUUUGGAAGUGGGCAGCCACCCCCGUACGAUCAUCUUUUUGAGGUGGCCUUGCCAAAGACUGCCCAUCAUUUUGUUAGCAAGAAGACCACGGAACUGUUAAAGAAAGCGAAAGGAAACCCCGAGGAAGACUCUGUGCCCUCUGCCUCCCCAGUGGAAAUACUGGACAGGCUGCUACAGCAGGGAGCGGACGCCCACGGCAAGGAGCUGAGCAGGUUGUCCUUACCCAGCAAGUCCGUCGACUGGACCCACUUUGGAGGCUCUCCUCCCUCAGACGAGAUCGGCGCCCUCCGAGACCAGCUGCUCUUACUGCACAACCAGCUCCUGUACGAGCGCUUCCAGAGGCAACAGCACGCUCUCCGCAACCGGCGGCUGCUGCGCAAGGUGAUCCACACGGCGGCCCUGGAGGAGCACAACGCCGCCAUGAAAGAUCAGUUGAAACUACAAGAGAAAGACAUCCAGAUAUGGAAGCUUAGUCUGCAGAAAGAACAAGCCAGAUACAGUCAGCUCCAGGAACAGCGGGACUCGGUGGUGACCCAGCUCCACAGCCAGAUCAGACAGCUGCAACACGACCGCGAAGAAUUCUACAACCAGAGCCAGGAGUUACAGACGAAGCUGGAGGACUGCAGGAACAUGAUCGCAGAGCUGCGGGUGGAGCUGAAGAAGGCCAACAGCAAGGUGUGCCACACCGAGCUGCAGCUCAGCCAGGUCUCUCAGAAGCUCUCGAACAGCGAGUCGGUGCAGCAGCAGAUGGAGUUCCUGAACAGGCAGCUGCUGGUUCUCGGGGAGGUCAACGAGCUGUACUUGGAGCAGCUGCAGAGCAAGCACUCAGACACCAGCAAGGAAGUAGAAAUGAUGAAAGCUGCGUAUCGGAAAGAACUAGAAAAGAACAGAAACCACGUUCUCCAACAGACUCAGAGGCUCGAUACCUCCCAGAAACGGAUUUUGGAACUGGAAUCUCAUCUGGCCAAGAAAGACCACCUGCUUUUGGAACAAAAGAAAUAUUUAGAGGAUGUCAAACUGCAGGCAAGAGGACAGCUGCAAGCUGCCGAGAGCAGGUAUGAGGCCCAGAAAAGGAUUACCCAGGCGUUUGAGUUGGAGAUCUUGGACUUGUAUGGCCGAUUGGAGAAGGAUGGCCUUCUGAAAAAACUUGAAGAAGAGAAAACAGAAGCAGCUGAGGCAGCAGAAGAAAGGCUUGACUGUUGUAACGAUGGCUGCUCGGAUUCCACGGUAGGGCACAAUGAAGAGGCAUCUGGCCACAAUGGUGAGACCAAGACCCCCAGGCCUGGCGGCACCCGGGGCAGCGGUGGGAGCAGAGGAGGUGGAGGUGGCAGCAGCAGCAGCAGCAGCGAGCGUUCCACCCCCGAGAAACCCCCAACCCAGAGGGCGGGUCCGUUCAGCAGUCGCUGGGAAAACACCAUGGGAGAGCCCUCACCCAGCCUCCCGACUGUCGGCUCGCUUCCCAGCUCCAAAAGCUUCCUGGGCAUGAAGGCGCGCGAGUUGUUUCGUAAUAAGAGUGAGAGCCAGUGUGAUGAGGACGGGGUGACCAUCAGUAGCCUUUCUGAGACCUUGAAGACAGAACUGGGCAAAGACUCGGGUGUGGAAGCCAAGAUGCCCCUGACCCUCGAUGGCCCGCGCGCGUCUCCCGCAAACCCAGACAGUGUUGGACAGCUCCGUAUCAUGGACUACAACGAGGCUCAUCACGAACACAGCUAAGGGUGAGGGUCGCUCAGUGUUAACCUGCACAUUGUUGGUAGAACAGGCGGUGUGAACGCACGUCUCAAAGCUUUCCUGUUUCCGGGGUCUGAGUGGCGAGCUCCCACGGUGGAAAUGGGAUGGCGGAACGGUUUUUGGAUCUAGCGUUGAAAUGCCUCGUACCCUUCCCUGAACCCACUGGAGCCCCUUCCUCAUUCACCUGCCAGUGUGUACUAAUCUGAGGGCCGGUGUGCGCGCCUCAGUCACUUUAUUUUCUUCCUUCGCCCCCCAAACGGUUGCACCCUUUGAACCUGUGCAAUAUGAGGCCAAAUUUAAUCCUUGCAUCUAACCCCCCGUUCUGCUUUCCUGAGGCUCAGAGAACUGGGGUGGCUCAGACCAGGUAAGUCUGGUUCUGCCCUUCCAGGAUGUGGCCUGCAAAGCCGAUGGUCUGCACGUGAAGGCUUGCAUGGGGGUUCUGAGGGUGGGCGUCUCACGCAGCAGGCCUAGCAGGACGCUGGCUCGUUUCACCCUUGAUCUUCAGUGGCUCUGAGAAGCUUCCUAGAAAGUUCUAGUGAACAGUCUGUUGUUUCAAACGUCUAGAUUUGGCACCGUGGAGACCAUAUUCCUUACCCUGUAAGCUCUUGUCCCUCCUUUCCCCACUACCUCUUAUUUAUUUGGUGUUUGCUUGAAUGCGGGUGUUGGGUUGACCACAGGCUGGCCGGGCGGUGGUAACAGCUGCUCCCUGCAGGAGGCUUGGAGCAGUCGUGGGAGCGACCGGCCGCCCCAGCAGCUCUCGCUUGUGAGCUGCUGCGCCUCCUGCGUGGCACCGCCCUUGGGGUGCGUGCCUUGCCCGUGUGCACACACACCUCACCACGCCCACUUCUGCUCGCUGCAGCACAGAGGCUGUGACGGCCCCGAGAGUUUGUCUAGCGCUCAGGUGGCCGUGGCUCCUCAGCAGGAUGAGAUCUAGGCCUCCGCAGGACAGCAGCUGUCUCACGCUAGUCCAGCUUCCCUUGGUGGUCACGGCAGGGAGGAGAGAGUGGGGUGGACAAGGGCUCGCUUGCCUGUGGCUGCUGGGCUGCCCUGCAGGCACACGAGAGCUGACCCAUCAGGGCACUGCACGGUCAGCAGACGCUCCUGACGUGGGUGCCGGAAGACUGGGGAUUGCUGCCUGGUGCUCUGGUCUAGGCAAGGAGAGGCCUGGGAAGAGAGAGCCAGUGAGCUCGGUUUUGCCACUGCUGUUCUUCCAGUAGAAGGAGUAGAAGGCUGCAGCCAGCAAGAGGUGAAAGAAACUGCAAUGGUACGACUCUUACUGCAUUCAGACGUUCCAGCACGUGAGGGUUUUUCUUUCCUUUUCUUUUCUUUUCCUUUUUUUUUUUUUUUUUUUUUUUCAGCGUGGCAAAAAGUAUUCUAGCAUCCCCAACUGAAAGGAACUAGAGCACGCGAGAGUGCACAUGGCGAUACCGGCAGAAGAACUGUUCUGGCCGGGACUUCUGCCUGUGACUGACCGACUCCCAGCCUACAGCAAGGCUCGUCCCCAGCUGUGUCAGCUCGGGAGAGCCUGGCUGUAGCCUCUGGGUGUGCCGUGUGGAGUUGUCCCGAUGCCACACUUCUAAUUCAGCCUUGUCCAAAGGAAAGCUUCAAGCCCAGUACUUUCCAGGCUCCUGGUUCCGUUACCGAAGAGGAGCGUGAACCAAUCCAGAGGGAAAAGCACUCUUACAACCAGUGCUGAGUACUCUCCACGCCUCGCUCCUGGAGCGCUGUGCCACAGAACAAACACACCAGGCGCUCCACUCCUCUGCCUUAACUGGCAGGGGAAAGGAGGCAAGUGUGAGAAUUUUUUUUUUCUUUUUAAUGGGCGGAUUGUAGAAGUACAGGGAAGAAAGGCAGCACGGCAGAUGCCCCAAGGUGGGCGUGGAGGCCAUUGGAGCUCAGGGCCCACUGUAGGGCACUCAGCUAGGGCAGGCCCAGCUGAGCUCUCGGAAGCCGUGGGUUCUGUUCAAGGAGGGUUGGGGGGUAGGGAUCUGGAGUUAUGUUGGUUACCCAACCCCAGAUCUCAGGCUGCAGAGUCGGUGGGCGUUUGGUUUUGCCUUGAAAGUGAUCAGCUUGCCGAGAAUCAGUGGGUCAUCAGUCAUGCUGCAGCAAGUACUUUUAAGGAUGGAAAGGGAUAGUAGAGGGACUCACAGGGAGCUGGUCAGGCCCGGCAGAGGCGUGAGAGCGGUGUUACCGUGGGAAGGACUCCCAGGAGCCGGUCAGGCUGGCAAAGGCCCUAGAGCAAUUGGUGUCACAGGCAGAGCCUCGGAAAUGAUUAAGCAGCUUGGCGUUCGUGAAUGCUGGGGUUGGCUAGGCCUCCGUCGCCUGGUAGAGCCGCUCGGCCAGCCUGCACGACCUGCUCUGAUUCCCCGCGGCCCCAGGCCCUGAGGAGGCGGGCGUCUGCCUCUCGCACUGCGUGGGAUUUGUUUGGGAAGGGGCACUGCAGCCUCGGAGGUUGGGGCACGGGAAGCGGAGUUCCUGGCUCGACUCCAGGAAACGAGCACAUGGAUCUCGAUGAUAGCUUUCCUGUGGAUUUCAGAGCAGCUUUGACGGCUGCGCGGUAGCGUCUAUAGAGUAGUUGUGAUGGGAGAGGAAGUACGUGGUCACGUGCAGAAAGAAACCUGGAGCCCAGAGGUGGGCGGUCAGCGUCUUCCGUGGCCGCAGUCGGCCGUGAGCAGGAGUGUGUCGCUGAGGCCGGCUGACAGUUCUUCCGGAGGGGAAGCUGCCUGGCCGUCAGGGCGACGCCGCAGAGGUUCUGGUUAGGGUCUCUGACGCAGAGCUCCGUGCGAGCCCAUUUCUGUGAGGUGGCCGGGGGAGAUGGUCUGACGUUCCUGGGAAGGUCCUGGCAGCCACUGGCAAUGAGGAGGAUGAGCGCCUCCUGCUGCUCGCUGGGCAGAAGCCGAGCGUCAGGUCCCCACACGGGGUGCCCGGUGUUUCUGCCGAGGAAGACAGUUCUGGAGAUUGUGGAGAGAAGGAAGCGCGCGGUGUGGUAGGGGCCACGCAGCUCAGAGUCGCGAGUAGAACACAGGCGUGUGGUUCUGUGUGGGCGGCAGCCAGGGGGAAUGCCCACCAGUUGCCGGCACAUAGCGCUUGAAGCCAGGAAGGAGCGGCGUGGCAGCAGGAGCCGCGCCUGAAGAGGCUGGGUUUUCCUCAGGGAAGCUGCGGCGGGAGGAGGGUGGCAGGUGGAGCGAGGGCUCGGCCAGGGGCUCCGGUGGCGUCGGCACGCGGUCCGCCCUUGGCACUCGGAGAAGCCCGGUGCCCCGGGAGGGUCGGCCCUCCUGGUGUGCAGUGAGCCGGGCCGCACGCAUCUUCAUUCCCCGGCGUGCGUGUGUGCUGGGGACCGUUCCAGGCUGAGGAGGUCUGUGUGUCUGUUUACGCUCAGAGUCUGUGGACAGGAGCCCGCACCCCCAGCCCAGACCACUGGCAGUCAUUGGUUGCACUUGAUGAAGCUUUUCUUUGUAGGUUAAAAAAAAUGUAGGUCAAGGACUGGCCCUCAGCUGCUGCUGCGACCCUUGUCCCCUGUGGCUCCUUCCCUGUCCGUGACGGACGCGCCCAGGGCUUCUGCCCGCCAUCCUGCAGUCUGAAUGUGCGCUCCCCAGAGCAGAGUGGCUGCAGCUGCCCGGAGCCGCCAGAGAGCUGGGCGUCUGCACCCACGGCUGCGUUUGGCCCUGAGCUGAGUUAGUGAAGGCUGAAGAUCUUUCUCCCGCUUCCCAGGGCCACACAGUGACCCACCCCGUGGGCUGAGUAGGCUGGUGUGGCCGCCGGAAUAGCUCUUUGAGAAGAUACCCCAGGAGUCUGGCAUCCCCCAAGCCCCGCCUCCCCGCCCCCUCCCUAGCGCGUUCGGUAUGGACAGGAGGGUGGGGGCUCACCCGAGAGGCAGCCUGGCAUUUUGCACUAGGAAGAAUCAGUGAUCACUUAACUGAAGACGUCUGUGGACCACAAACACAUCAUGGAGGGACAGAUUUUGCUGCGACAUAAUCUAGUUUUAUAGCUCAAUCAUGGAUGAACCAUGUGGCUAACUUGCAGUUUAAAGGGGUCCCAUCAGUGACAAGAAACAUUUUUUAAACUGUUUUUAGUUAAAUUGGAGCAAGACAUCUCUUGUCAAAAGGCUUAAACUUUCCCGCCUCAGUCGUAAAAGCAUGUCAAACAAUCCACAUUAGACGCCAUAAAAAUGAACUGCAAGAGAAAAAUGGUACAAUCUUAGUGAAUGGGGAUUGUCCUUAGAAUGUUCUAAAAUGUCAAGGCAGUUGCUUGUGUUUAACUGUGAACAAAUAAAAAUUUAUUGUUUUGCACUACCCUGCUGUGUUGGCG
This is a messenger RNA of Lepus europaeus (European hare), 8022 nucleotides long. RefSeq names its product TSC complex subunit 1 (gene TSC1). The transcript is spliced from 23 exons. The record is from RefSeq and is a predicted model, not a curated record. Lineage: Eukaryota; Metazoa; Chordata; Mammalia; Lagomorpha; Leporidae. Gene Ontology annotation, biological process: regulation of cell cycle; negative regulation of TOR signaling; negative regulation of cell population proliferation. The coding region runs from base 217 to 3699 and encodes 1160 amino acids. Gene Ontology annotation, cellular component: TSC1-TSC2 complex.